This is a messenger RNA of Rhea pennata, 1091 nucleotides long. It is a transcript of the gene SLC25A21, whose product is annotated as solute carrier family 25 member 21. The transcript is spliced from 11 exons. The record is from RefSeq and is a predicted model, not a curated record. Gene Ontology annotation, biological process: transmembrane transport. Bases 143 to 1024 code for a protein of 293 amino acids. NCBI's taxonomy places the organism in Eukaryota, Metazoa, Chordata, Aves, Rheiformes, Rheidae.
GCCGCGGCGGCGGCUUCCUGCAGGAGGCCUCGCACCAGAUCGCGGCCGGGGGCUCCGCGGAAGUUAUCAAAGGAUGUGAUUUCACUUACCUGAGGACCAGAGGUGCUCCCCUUAGCCACACCAGAGAUUGAACUGAAUUGGGAUGGACAGUAUGUGCAGCUGUGUCCCCUUGCACGGCCUUGUAGAGAUUUGCCUGAUGCAUCCCCUUGAUGUAGUGAAAACAAGGUUCCAAAUUCAAAGAGGGAAAACUGAUCCGACCAGUUACAAGAGCCUGGGGGACUGUUUUAGGACUAUUUUCCAGAGAGAAGGGUUGCUUGGCUUCUACAAAGGAAUAUUGCCUCCUAUCUUGGCUGAGACACCCAAAAGAGCAGUGAAGUUUUUCACCUUUGAACAAUACAAAAAGCUACUAGGAUAUGCGUCGUUACCACCAGGACUGGCAUUUGCAGUUGCCGGCUUGGGAUCCGGAUUAACAGAAGCGGUUGUGGUUAACCCUUUUGAAGUGGUAAAGGUUAGCUUACAGACGAACCGGAGCGCCUUCACGGAGCAACCGUCUAGCUUCGUCCAGGCUCGGCAGAUUAUUAAAGCUGAUGGUCUGGGGUUCCAGGGCCUCAACAAAGGUCUCACCGCGACGCUGGGCCGCCAUGGAGUUUUUAACAUGGUUUAUUUUGGAUUCUACUUCAACGUGAAAAAUAUUCUUCCCGUCAAUAAAGAUCCAAAUUUGGAGUUUUUGAGGAAAUUUGGAAUUGGGCUGGUCUCAGGAACAAUAGCCUCAAUUAUUAACAUUCCUUUUGAUGUUGCAAAAAGUAGGAUUCAAGGACCACAGCCAGUUCCUGGAGAGAUCAAGUACAGAACCUGUUUUAAAACUAUGGCAACAGUCUAUAAAGAGGAAGGAUUUCUGGCUCUGUACAAAGGCUUGGUUCCCAAGAUCAUGAGGCUUGGCCCAGGUGGUGCAGUGAUGCUUUUGGUUUAUGAAUACGUUUAUGCAUGGCUUCAGGAAACAAAUGAUCACAAAGAGUCCUUCUGAAACAAACAUACUCUUUGAAAUUAUAUGCAUUCUAAAAUACAUUUUAAUAAAGUAAAAAUGAUUCUUA